CUUGUGUUACCGUAUUAAUCAUUUGGUAAAUAUUUCUCUAAAGGCUAGGAAUAUAGAAAUUUCCAGGGGCAGAGUGAUGGUCUAACAUCCUGUUUUCAACAGUGGGCAAUUCCCAGGGCCCCACAGGAAGGCAGAUCCCCUCCUUUCCUUCCUCCCAUAUCUAGUGUCAGUUGUGUCCCAGUAGACUGCUGUCAGUCUCUCUCUGACCAUUGCCAGCCAUGGGAUAAGCCUGAUGGAUAGCUCUGGCUGGCAUCAUGCUAGCUAUCUCACCAUUUUGUCUGACCUAAACCUGAUCCUGUGUAUACAUAUCUGUACGUGUAUCUUCCUUCAGUACUAGUGACUUCUUUGUUCAGUCACCUGUGGCAGCAAUAGGUCUCCAGGUUAAUUAUAAAAAGCAAUAAGAUAUUUAAUUUGUACUACUUUACUUCUAUUAACCCACAUUAAUAUCCAGAGCACCACCAUUUACUUCUCAGGUUUUAUCAGACAGAUGCUAGUGAAAAUGAGAGCAGAAGUAGGGCAAUUGUCCUUCAGUGAUUUUUUUUUUUUUUUUUUUUUUUUGUGUGUGUGUCUUUCUGUUCUUGUUCUGCAGCAGGGAAAAUAGGUGUUCCAGACAGGUCUGUUCUAAGCAUUCAUUACUCUCCAUACCCCUCUUAUAUCUGCUUGCUCUGCUUACAUUAGAAGAACACUGCUGGUCUAAAAUCAGCAAGAUUAAGUUGUGAUAACUAAAAUUCAAUGUUAAUCAGCUGUCUUGCAUGUGACUAUAUGUGCAUUUAAAAAAAACUCUGGGAGUUAUACUUAGACAAAGGUAAUGGGAAAAGAACACCCCUUGCAGAAGCUGCAUUUUGGAAUAAAUGUAGCAGCCCUAUAGUGCUUGCUGUCCAUGCUGAAAUACUUAGGCAAAACCCAGACCUGCAACAGGAAGAAUUUAAAUACAUCUCUUGACAUAUGCCAUUUCUGUUUCCCCCUGCCAGGUGAAGAUGAGAUUCUGCCCAAGUGAGCUAUAGAGUAUAUCCCCUAUUAGGCCAGCUCAAGGAGGCCUAAUAGAACCCCAUGAAUUACUCAGUCCAACUGCUCUGGUAGCUUGUCAAACUCUCAGAUAACUACUCCCAAAGAUUUCCAGAGGUGGGAAUCUAUAAUAAAUAAAUAAUAUAAAUAUAAUUAUAAUUAUACUUAUAAAAUAACCUAUAGUAAACUUCUCAAAGGAGUAGCCUGGGUAGGCCAGAAAUGCAGCAAAAAGGCCUUAGCAUGGUGAAGUUAGGAGAAAGAGAAAGAAUAGCAGUUAAUCUUUCAUGGAAAUUCAAUUUUCAAUUUAAUGCUAAUGAUGCCUUUUAGAAAUCGAUAUCUACAAAAUAUAUUAUUAAAUAUCUACAAAAUAUAUAUCUAUGCCUACAAAAUAUAUUAUUAAAAUUAAUUCAGGCAGCUAAAGACUUCAUCAACAGACAUGGUUUGAAAUCUUUUACAAAGGCAUGUCAGAAGCACUAGAAAUAGGGCAGGCAUCUAAACAGAAAAAGAGAAAAAGGAGUUGAGUGAUACAAAAGAGAACCAGCCUUCCCCAGAGCCCGCAAAGAGUUUGUCAUAAUAUAGUCACUGUGCGUGGCUUUCUGUGUAUUUUUUUUCUGCAUUUCCCUUGGAUUCAAGUAGUUAUAUUAGGUACAGUAAAUCUUGGGCACAUUCUGAAAUGCAGGGAAAGUAGAAGAAUUUUAUGGAGGCUCCUGCCAUCCAAAUCUCCUGAUUGGAAUACGUUUACGGAAUAAGUCCACGGAGCCCAUGGAAGUGAAUGGGUCUUUUAAGUCAUUUCAAAGGCCUUUUGGUUAAGUACUCUCUGCUUUUUGUUGUGGUUUUCUCUGGAGGGAGAAACCUGAUGGGAAUAGUUCCACUGCAGAAACAAUUUAAUUUCAUAGUAUAAACUUUAAUUUCUGAAUUAUGAGUGAUCUUGCAAAUUGGUUUAUAUCCUUUUGUAGACUAGCCUUUGUCACUCAAUCUGCAGGUCUAUUUAGAUUUCACAUUAUCGUCAAGCAGGCAGAAUGUCAGGAAAUCCUGCUCUGUUGGUCCAAGUCACUGAUGUCGGUUUGAUCUAUUUCAAAGUCUGUAAUAUUUCUUGAAAGUGCCUUCCUGGAAUAGCUCAGAUCUCUUGCUCUGUGAUCAGGACCCAGAACCAUGCAACUCUCAACUGCAUUCUUGCUAACUGGAUGAUGCACCAUAUGCAGAUGAAGGAAAAGCAAACUCCUCCUGGGCUGAGGUAGCCUGAAGGAUGACACACUGGAGGUAUUUAAGUGCUUAAGUGUGUUAAUCCAUUUCCUUCGUAGGACUGGGUCUUUGUUGGAGGGUCAUUUCCCUGAGUAAUAUUUAGUCAUUGCGGUUGAGCUGUUAGUAAGUACUCUUAACUAUUUAGUCCUCCCUACGCUUCCUCCUAGUAACUUUACUUCAGUUAGGCAUAACAACAUCUACUGUAUUGAUUAUAACUUUACUUCUUUUUCUAUUAUUGCAAUGACUCAUGCAAGAGGAAAUGAGACAACUCUUGGUGACAGGAUAAGAAAAUUUCAUUAUCUUGUAGAUACAGAUAGGUCUACUAGAACAUUUUUUGGAGCUGGAGGGACUGAAAACUAAUCAAGUUUUCCUGAUUAAAGUCCUCUGAUACCAAAGGUUCAGUAUGACCUGAUAUUUUAAGGUUAAAAUACCUCCCCUUCCACCUUAUUUUCUUUUUAUAUGACUUCUGAUAAACUGCUUUUUAGUAUCUAGAAAGAAAAUAAAUAAUAGAACCAGAUCUUCCGCUUGUACUUCACAACUUUUAUGCACAGCUCCCUGUCCCAGCUAUGUGUGCAAACAGGCAAUGGGCUGGGAGAGUCAGUAAGAACUGAUAAAUUCCCAUAUGUAUCAUUCUGAGAUGGGGAACAUGGAGGUCUGAAACUGGAUCUAAAUCAAUGGGGAAGCCAGACAACCAGGAACUUCUGUAGCAUCUGUGCAGGUGUUCUAGACAUGUACCUGGUUCCUUUGUUAGUUAGAAAAACGUACCAUCAUCCUCUGCCCUGAAGCAGAGCUGAAGUCCACUACUUGCUGUUCUGGCCUUCUAUCAUAAAAUAGAGGAAGCAGAAUAUAGUUCUUCCCCUUCUUCCUCUUCUGUGUUUCCUUUCCUGUGGGGAAGUAAAGAUGAAAUAUGUCUCUUCUUCCCCUUUGUAAGGUAAAAGAAGUCAGUCAGAUACAGUGAUUUCCUGUCCUUAAUGCUCCCAUUCCCUGAAAUAUGUACAUUCCUUACACUUAUAGAAGAACUUUCACGCCAGAAUUUGUUUCUGCCUCUAAAGUUUCCUUUUUUCCUACCACAAUGCAAUACCGAUACCAGACUUUUGGAAGAAAUUUAUCCUUUGAUAUUAUCUCCAGGGAGUAAAAUAGGAUUUUAAAUACAGCUACCUAACAAUGUAACUGUGGUGCUCAUGAUGGGGUGUGCCUGUUUUCUACUUCCCUACCCACCUUAAUCAGUUCAAUUAUGUGACCUGGUCAAGUCACACCCCUACGUGAACAAUGCUGCUGCUCCUGUGCUGCAUUACUUUUACAUGAUAUUUAUGCUGAACUGUCCUGCUUGCAUGGACUGACUAAACCAAAACCUGCUGGUGAAGAAUGAAUGACAGGCUUCUGGCACUGCACGUGUGUCUUGGGCCACAUUGCUGUGGGCUGUGACCCAGUUGUUAACUGGAUGGGAGACUUAUCUGAAAGAGGAAAUAGUGAAGAUGAAUCAAGAGGUGGUACUUUUUCUGCUGAAUCAGAACUGAGUUGAUGCCCUGUAAGCUUCAGCAAAAUCUGAAGUGAUCCUAUCUAAAUCACUAAAAAUCUGUGAUUGAAAAAUGACAAUGCUAUUUUUUUCAUUCAUAUGUGGCCAUAUAUUCAUGGUAGAAGAAACUGUCCUAUAUUUGCCUUGAUGUAUUUCAUAUCUCUCAGUUCAUUUUAGUAAAAUCCAAGCUUUUAUUUUUUAUUUAAUAAAAUAAAAGCCAUGACUAUAGCUGUGUAAAUAUUAUGACUUAUAGACAUGCUCAUCAAAAGCCUUCCCAAAUAAAGCUAAAAAUAGAUAUCUUUCCUGAAAUACAUGACCUUCCAGGGCUUUGCAGCUGCCUUUAAAAUCUUAGCAGUAAUUUUUAUUUCACUAUUAAUUGCAUUUUGACAUUGUGAGUCUGAAAAUCACAGCUACCAGGUGUAAUCCUUUUUUUUCUGUUAGGUGCACAAACUGUGUGAAAUACACUGGCAUGCAUAUAUAUGCAUAAAAGUACAUGGCAGAAACCUCUUACUAUUAUUAUUACCUGAUUGGCUUUGAUGGACUUGCUCUAUGUUCUUGCCCAGAUGCGGUUUUGAAUCCCACAGGAUUAAUAUUCCGGCUGAUCAAGAGUUAUUGGAACUUUUUUUCUUCCUCUGGACCCUGUCAGCAGUUAGCCUGAAGAUGGAGAGGGGAUUUUGAUGAAGAAAAAAAAAAAUCAGCCUUGUAUUGUGUCCACAUUUAGGCAGUUUGUUAAGAUGAAUGUCUGUAGGUUACGCUUAACAGUACCACCCGACGACGGCUCACAGCCUGAGCAGGGAGCAAAGGAACCUGAAAGAAAGAAAAAUGAGCUGUACCAUGUACCAAAUGGCAUGUCUCCAGGGAAGCUGUCUCAUGGAAUGGUGUAUGGUGUCGUGCACCGAACUGACAACAACCAUAAGAGAGAAAUGGUGGUUUACGGCUGGUCAGCUGAUCAGCUGAAAGAGGAGAUGAAUUACAUUAAAGAAGUGAGAGCAACUCUGGAAAAAGUAAGAAAGAAAAUGUAUGGUGAAUAUGAUGAAAUGAAACGAAAAAUACAGCAGCUUACGAAUGAAUUGAAAGUGACAAAUGCUCAUCAGGAAUCCUUAGAGAAUCAUGUGCGAGUGCAGGCUGCAGCCUUAGAUAGCUUUAGUGAAAUGAACAGCUCCUUGACAUCAGCAUCAAUAGACUUGCAGAAAACUCUAGUGGAUGUUACAUUGGAGAACACUGAUAUAAGGGAACAAAUAAGGAAUUUAAAACAUACACAUGAGCAAUCUAUGGAAAAGCUGAGAGAGAAGCAGAAGCAACUGGAAACAGCACAAAUUGAAAAUCAGUUACUGAAAUUAAAGGUGGAAUCAUCACAGGAAGCCAAUGCUGAAGUAAUGAGAGAGAUGACAAGAAAACUGUAUAGUCAGUAUGAGGAAAAAAUGCGAGAAGAGGAGCAGAAACAUAAAGCUGAGAAAGAAAUCCUCCUAGAGGAAACAAAUCGGCUUCUGAAAGCUAUUGAAGAGGCAAAUAAAAAGAUGCAGAUUACAGAAACAAGCAUACAGGAAAAAGACCAGAGAAUUGGUGAGCUGGACCGGCUGAUUGAACGUAUGGAAGAGGAACGUCACCAGCUGCAAAAACAGCUUGAACUAAAUGAAAUACAAAUAUCUGGAGCAAAAUCUGAAAACAACUCUGACAGUGAAAGGUCACAGCAUUUGGAGGAGGUAGCAGCCAGCCUAAGAGAGCGAAUCAAACAUCUGGAUGAUAUGGUGCACUGCCAACAGAAGAAAGUCAAGCAUAUGGUUGAGGAGAUUGAAAUGCUAAGGAAGAAAGUAAAAGAAAAGGAAUUAUUUAUAAUUCAACUUUUAGAAAAAAUCUCUUUCUUAGAAUGUGAGAAUAAAGAAUUACAAGAUAAAUUGGACUACUUAAUGGAAAACCAACCAAAGACCAAUAUAGAAACCAGAGAUACUGGUGUAGGAUGUGAUCUUCCAUGCAGUACAAGUACUGAGAACAGAAGAUCUCCUGAAAGCGCAAGGCCAGUGAGGACAUACACCCCGUUCAAGCGGGUGUUGGAAUUUAGCACAAAGAACAGUACAUCUUGAGCAUUCAAGUCAGCCUGCUUUAUAAAUAUGAGCAAAUAUCUUGCGCCUUUGCAGCUUGAUUAGAUAAAUUUUUAUCAAGUCAUAGAGAAGAACAGCAGCAUGGAGUCUUGCUAAAUUUAUCCUGAAAGCAGCUUUUUAGUAACUUCAUAUCUGAAGUUACCACUGACAUUAACUGUGAGUGGGAUACGGAAGAAGCGGGAUGAGUGAAACAGCAGUCGUUACUGCUUCUUCAGAAGCUGUCUAGUGCAAUGUGUCAUUUCAAAUGCCUGUAAGGAAGGACUUGUACAGCUGUACGUGGGGUUUUUUCUUCAUUUGUGUUGUAAUCCUGUUUGUGUAAUGAAGCUUAAUGUGUUUUAUUUUCAAUACUACUCGAAGCAGUAUCUGAAACUGUGCUGGCAGAAGGCAUUGGUCUGAAAGCUCCCCCUUCAUCCGCGUAUAAACUGGGAGGGCUGUUCAAGCCUGUCGGACAGACCUGGUGUAGUUGGGAGCUCUCUUCACCUGGAAGAAGUUCACUCCUAACUAGCACACUUUUGAUGGGAGGGAGAGAUGCAACUGGACUGCUUCAAACAACUCCCUCAACACCAUGCACAUGAAUAUCGUGUUUGUUGCUCAAAACAGUAAGCGAUACAGCAGAUGCUAAUGGAUUUUGCUUUGCUGGACUGAGGCACUGGUUUGCACUUUCUCAGUCAUAGGACAGAGUGACUAUUGGUGAUGAAUUCAAUAGUAACUGUGUAGGAAAAUCCCUGUCACUUGUUUUAUUUACUUUUCCAUUAGAGGAAGGAGUUUUCAUUAAACAGAUUUUUGCCUACAGCAACCUGCAGCGGUCCCUGCAAUUCCUACAGCAAUAUCAAUCCUGAAUCAGGAUUUUGAUUUUUGAGUAUUUUUUUUAAUUUUUUUUUCCCAAAGCACUUAAAAUCUUAUCCUUGACUUCAAAGUACCAGCAGGAAUGGCUGUAUCUACUGCUGAACUUAUUUAAAUAUAUAUAUAGGGUAUUUUUUUACAUCUUGUUUUGAUCUCCCAGUCUUACUGAACUAAAAUGAAUUAUGAAUAUUUUCUUGUAGUUCUAUUAACAUGACUGAAGGGCAUUUUUUUUUUAUUAUGGUAACUGCUAUGGAAAACAAACAACUUACAUUUUGUAUGAUUAAUAUUGUUCUUGCAUUGAAUGUCAAUCCCAGGAGGUACUCACCUUGCCACAGGGCUUCACAAAGUGAUUGCUUUUAUCUCCAGUCUAAUGCCAGUUCUUAAAUUCAGUACUGUCUGUUCAAAUAAAGUAUACUCAGUAGAGUUGUAUUUAAAAUAGCAAUAUUGACCUCAUAAUCCAAAUCUUAUUCCUGUAUUAUUUCAUGGGUUUCUGAAUUUGUUAGAGAAGUUUGUUUAUUUAGUAGUGAAACAGCACAGCUACGGAAUAAAGAAGCCUGUACUGGAGGAAUGACUGAAGGAUGUUUUCAUGUGGUACAGGUACCUUGCAGGAAUGUGAAUUGCUUGAUAUAACCAAAGCGUAUACAGAAUAAAAUGGGAAGCUCAAACUUCUGCAGCUUUUGUGCUCAGAUCAUCCUUUGCACGGAAGCUAUUUUUUUUACUCGUGUCAUGUUCAGCUCCUGAGAACUUAAAAUUGUCAUUCUUCUUAAAAAGUCAAACACAGUAUUAUGGAUUGUGUUAUGCACAGAAUUCAAGAAAUAAUUGCAAUCAAAGCCAUUCACAAAAAGGUAAUUAUCUACUGUGUGAAGGAAGCCUGUAAUAAUCUUCACUGGUAUAGAAAUUGCAAGCAUUAACAGCUGCUCAAUAUUUCUUUUAAAAAGAAUAAAUAAAACCUACAUCAUUAGUUUUAAUAGCUCUAGAAGGAAACUGAGUUUACAUGUGAUGAGGGAGUGCAGAAGAUCUCAUAGAUAUCAAAAAGGCAAAGAAAACCCUCCAGCUGUCACAUUAGUAGACAGGUGUCAUACAUACCAUGCAUUUACUUAAAUAGCUUCUCCCACAGAUGAGGUGCAAAACCCUUGCAGAGUGGGAAAGGUCUUGAAGAGAAGGUCCCCAGGAGUAAAGCCUGCUCCCUGUAAAAACAGCCCCCAAAGUACCCUGUUGUUAUGCGAAGUAGAAGAAUUGUCUCGCACCCGAGUACCAGAGACGUGGAAGGAGCUGGCACAUGGAGAAGCUGUAAUCGUAACAGCGUGUAGGGUACUUGGGGACUUGUGGUUGAAGUUUUGACGCCUGAGCCAAUUUGGGAGACUGAGUUUGCUGAACAAAGUUCCCCACAUAGCGGUUAAUGUGUUCAUAUAAACAUAAUUCAUUUAGCGAUUGAUCAACUAAGAUCAUGAAUGAAUAAGAGAGAACACAUUUAAAUGGGAGGUGUAUGUUGAUGGACCCAGAAGAUGGUGGGUAAUGACCCAACUGAAAUUUCACGGAUAAGCUUUGUACUUGCGUGAUCACACCUCCCUCUCGUGGCUGAUAACAGCAAAUAGUUGGACAGUGUCUGGUUUUCAACAGAAAGACCCUAAAAAUGAAUCCCAGCUGGCCAUAUUAAUGUCCGUUAGGGAUGGGAUGCAGCUGCAGCUCAUGACACAAUGCCGUGUAGCACUUUGUGUGCCCGUAGUCCCUCGGUAUUUCAGGAAUUUAAUUCCGAACCGUGGUUUGUGAAAGUUACCUUCAAAGUUAAGAUGAAGGGAUGAAGGUGAUAUUUUUAAGUAAAAGGAAAGAUGUUGUAAAAGACACCAGCUGACAAGUUUAAAUAAGUAAAAAUACUUUAUCCCUCUGUUUUUGGCCAGAAUUCAGAAAACCACCUGGUGACUGGGAGGUGCUCAGUGAAUGGUGGGAGAGGGCAGGAUGAAGUAAGAAAAAAUGCUGGUUUGACACAGACUUCAAAGGGAAGUUCAUUCUAUUUUUAAUACACUCCUGAGGAUCUCCUCUGAAAAUACUGCAAGCUAUUUUAGCUCUGAGACUUGCAAAAUUAUACUUAUCGGCUCAAGACUUUACCAAGGCUGCAGGUAUUUACCAAGGUGUUAAGUUUUUCCUGUAAAAGUUUUCUGUGUGAAUUCUGUCUUGACUAUUUGAUGAAAUAGGCCAUUUUUCCCUAAACCAAAUAGGGAUUGAAGUCUAUGCAAUAUUCUAAGAGUAUUUUGAUGUGCAGUGAGCUGGAUGACCAUAAUUUGAUUGGACGCCUGCUCUAAAUUUGGUGACUGAAGAACAGGAGAGGAGCAGUAUUUAUGUAAUUGUGUUACAUGAAAAUGUAGAGCUUUCCAGUCAAGUCAGCAGCAAUGUAAAUUAGCAUAGAUAAUAACAAAUUCAAUGAAAAGACCGUAACACUUCAGUGUAAAUUUUGUCAAUUUGAGAUUGGGUUAAUUAGCACCAUAACAUUAGAAACUAGUAAAAUUUCUGUAAACAACAAUAAAAGCCAUGUAGGUAGGUCCCAGAAAGUGCACUGGAUACAAGUCAAUUGUAUGACUGCAUUUGUAUCAUGAUUACAAGUAUUCUUUUGUGAUUUAUUCCAGAUACUCUGGAAAGUAUUUUGGGAUACAGUUUUCAUAUACGCUGUAUAAAUAAUGCAGUUAUGUUGUAUGCUUUUAAUAUAUCCUGUAUGUAGGACAUGGAAAAGAUAAAUUGCAAUAAAUAAUUGUAUUUAAACUUUC
Messenger RNA from Falco peregrinus (peregrine falcon), 9464 nucleotides. It is a transcript of the gene MYZAP, whose product is annotated as myocardial zonula adherens protein. NCBI's taxonomy places the organism in Eukaryota, Metazoa, Chordata, Aves, Falconiformes, Falconidae. Bases 4441 to 5844 code for a protein of 467 amino acids. Gene Ontology annotation, biological process: transcription elongation by RNA polymerase II; maintenance of ER location; intracellular signal transduction. The transcript has 14 exons. Gene Ontology annotation, molecular function: transcription elongation factor activity. Gene Ontology annotation, cellular component: RNA polymerase II, holoenzyme; nuclear envelope; intracellular anatomical structure. The record is from RefSeq and is a predicted model, not a curated record.